AUGCCGGUCCAGGCCCACCUAGACCGUCAUCUUCAGCUGUUCUGUAAAACAGUUUGUAUUUCUCGGUGUGCGUUGAAGCAUUUUAAACCCAUCUUCCUGAACACAAUUGACCCAUCUCACCCCAUGGCAAAGCUGAGCAGAGCCGCCAAUACCCAGAAAUGCAUCCGGGCUGGGGGCAAACACAAUGACCUGGACGAUGUGGGCAAGGAUGUCUAUCAUCACACCUUCUUCGAGAUGUUGGGCUCUUGGUCUUUUGGAGAUUACUUUAAGGAAUUGGCAUGUAAGAUGGCUCUGGAACUCCUCACUCAAGAGUUUGGCAUUCCCAUUGAAAGACUUUAUGUUACUUACUUUGGCGGGGAUGAAGCAGCUGGCUUAGAACCAGAUCUGGAAUGCAAACAGAUCUGGCAAAAUUUGGGGCUGGAUGACACCAAAAUCCUCCCAGGCAACAUGAAGGAUAACUUCUGGGAGAUGGGUGACACAGGCCCCUGCGGUCCUUGCAGUGAGAUACACUACGACCGGAUUGGUGGUCGGGAUGCCGCACACCUUGUCAACCAGGACGACCCUAAUGUGCUGGAGAUCUGGAACCUUGUGUUCAUCCAGUAUAACAGGGAAGCUGAUGGCAUUCUGAAACCUCUUCCCAAGAAAAGCAUUGACACAGGGAUGGGCCUGGAGCGACUGGUAUCAGUGCUGCAGAAUAAGAUGUCCAACUAUGACACUGACCUUUUUGUCCCUUACUUUGAAGCCAUUCAGAAGGGCACAGGUGCCCGACCGUACACCGGGAAGGUUGGCGCUGAGGAUGCUGAUGGGAUUGACAUGGCCUACCGGGUGCUGGCUGACCACGCUCGGACCAUCACUGUGGCACUGGCUGAUGGUGGCCGGCCUGACAACACAGGGCGCGGGGGAGAUGCAUUUCCUGAACUGAAGAAGGACCCAGACAUGGUGAAGGACAUCAUUAAUGAAGAAGAGGUGCAGUUUCUCAAGACUCUCAGCAGAGGGCGUCGCAUCCUGGACAGGAAAAUUCAGAGCCUGGGAGACAGCAAGACCAUUCCCGGAGACACUGCUUGGCUCCUCUAUGACACCUAUGGGUUUCCAGUGGAUCUGACUGGACUGAUUGCUGAAGAGAAGGGCCUGGUGGUAGACAUGGAUGGCUUUGAAGAGGAGAGGAAACUGGCCCAGCUGAAAUCACAGGGCAAGGGAGCCGGUGGGGAAGAUCUCAUUAUGCUGGACAUUUACGCUAUCGAAGAGCUCCGGGCACGGGGUCUGGAGGUUACAGAUGAUUCCCCAAAGUACAAUUACCAUUUGGACUUCAGUGGUAGCUACGUAUUUGAGAACACAGUGGCUACAGUGAUGGCUCUGCGCAGGGAGAAGAUGUUCGUGGAAGAGGUGUCCACAGGCCAGGAGUGUGGAGUGGUGCUGGACAAGACCUGUUUCUAUGCUGAGCAAGGAGGGCAGAUCUAUGACGAAGGCUACCUGGUGAAGGUGGAUGACAGCAGCGAGGAUAAAACAGAGUUUACGGUGAAGAAUGCUCAGGUCCGAGGAGGGUAUGUGCUACACAUCGGAACGAUCUACGGUGACCUGAAAGUGGGAGAUCAGGUCCGGUUGUUUAUUGAUGAGCCCCGACGAAGACCCAUCAUGAGCAACCAUACAGCUACGCACAUUCUGAACUUUGCCCUGCGCUCAGUGCUUGGGGAAGCUGACCAGAAAGGCUCACUGGUUGCUCCUGACCGCCUUAGAUUUGACUUCACUGCCAAGGGAGCCAUGUCCACCCAACAGAUCAAGAAGGCUGAAGAGAUUGCUAAUGAGAUGAUUGAGGCAGCCAAGCCCGUCUACACUCAGGAUUGCCCCCUGGCGGCGGCAAAAGCCAUCCAGGGCCUACGGGCUGUGUUUGAUGAGACCUAUCCUGACCCUGUACGAGUCGUCUCCAUUGGAGUCCCGGUGUCUGAGCUGCUGGAUGACCCCUCUGGGCCUGCCGGCUCCCUGACUUCUGUUGAGUUUUGUGGGGGAACGCACCUGCGGAACUCAAGUCACGCAGGAGCUUUUGUGAUCGUGACGGAAGAAGCCAUCGCCAAGGGUAUCCGGAGGAUCGUGGCUGUCACGGGUGCGGAAGCCCAGAAGGCCCUCAGGAAAGCAGAGAGCUUGAAGAAAUCUCUCUCUGUCAUGGAAGCCAAAGUGAAGGCCCAGACUGCUCCAAACAAGGAUGUGCAGAGGGAGAUCGCUGACCUUGGAGAGGCCCUGGCCACUGCAGUCAUCCCCCAGUGGCAGAAGGACGAAUUGCGGGAGACUCUCAAAUCCUUAAAGAAGGUCAUGGAUGACCUAGACCGAGCCAGCAAAGCCGAUGUCCAGAAACGAGUGUUAGAGAAGACAAAGCAGCUCAUCGACAGCAACCCCAACCAGCCCCUCGUCAUCCUGGAGAUGGAGAGCGGUGCCUCAGCAAAGGCCCUGAAUGAAGCCUUGAAGCUCUUCAAGACACACUCCCCUCAGACGUCUGCCAUGCUCUUCACGGUAGACAACGAGGCUGGCAAGAUCACGUGCCUGUGUCAAGUCCCCCAGAAUGCAGCCAAUCGGGGCUUAAAAGCCAGCGAGUGGGUGCAGCAGGUGUCAGGCCUGAUGGAUGGUAAAGGUGGUGGCAAGGAUGUGUCUGCACAGGCCACAGGCAAAAACAUUGGCUGCCUGCAGGAGGCGCUGCAGCUGGCCACUUCCUUCGCCCAGCUGCGCCUCGGGGAUGUAAAGAACUGAGCGGGGGAAAGAGGUGGCUCCCACUGGCUCCAUCCGUCCAGCCGGGCGCUCUUCAUCUGCUACAAGAACAUUUGAAUCCUGGGACCUUUUGAGAGCCCCUCCUACCCCGGCAGUACCUGGAACACCCUCACGAGCAGUCCUGUGACUCAGCGCCCCUUAUACUUCUGCCCUGAGCCCUCCACGUCAGUGCCAUCUGUCGAGAACCACUACCCCCGCAUUGCUGUUGAUCACCACACUCGCAUCUGUAGAUAACAGCUCUCCAGCCUGAGCUUUCCGUGUCAGCAAGGACGAAUCGUUUUUUGCUGCAGAGAAUAAAAGGACCACGUGCAAUACUUAAUGCCGUAUGAUCUCUAUCCCUCUUCCCAGGUGGGGCUCGCUGUUUUGACAGCCCUUGGCCCCUGGUGUCUGUAGAAUAAAUGCUGUGGCUUCUACUG
Messenger RNA from Mandrillus leucophaeus (drill), 3170 nucleotides. It is a transcript of the gene AARS1, whose product is annotated as alanyl-tRNA synthetase. The record is from RefSeq and is a predicted model, not a curated record. Gene Ontology annotation, cellular component: mitochondrion; cytoplasm. NCBI's taxonomy places the organism in Eukaryota, Metazoa, Chordata, Mammalia, Primates, Cercopithecidae. The coding region runs from base 1 to 2736 and encodes 911 amino acids. The transcript is spliced from 19 exons. Gene Ontology annotation, molecular function: amino acid binding; alanine-tRNA ligase activity; ATP binding. Gene Ontology annotation, biological process: alanyl-tRNA aminoacylation; tRNA modification.